CUUUUGAUACACACCGCUGUCUACCUGUAAUGUAUUUUCCUUCAACAGCAAAGUAAAUUAUAUCUUUGGGGAGAUUUGUUUCUGGUAUGAAUCGGGUACAUGACGUUUGUAUAUUAGGAUGGAGUUUUCCUAAAACACUAAAAAUUACAGAUUUUAGUUAGUGUUGCCUUAACUAGUGAUAUCAAGAAGAGAGAUAUUGAAGAGGAGAUUGGGAACAGAUUAGAACUGGCUCAGUGUUGCAUACAAAAGGUUCUGUUGGGUUGUUUUGUUAUUUUUUUGUUAUUAUUAUUAUUAUUAUUAUUAUUUUGAAAUACUUGGUUUAAGGAGAAGAUCUUGUUGUACUAGUCUUGAUUGAUGGUGUCGGAUACUUGCUUGUAUAAGAUUACUGUAAAAAUGAGAACCAUUGAAUUGAGACAGCCGGCAAUGACUGGCAAGAGAGCAGAUGAUUGGCUUUGGAGUGAAAGCACUCACGGAUUGGUUGCAGUGCUUGGAACGGUGACGUAAUCAAGGAAUUUUAUUCAUAGAAGUAGGCAAAGCCCAAGUACACAGGAUGUGACAUGAAUCAAGAAGUGGAGAAAUCCUUGACCCAGCCAGAGAGUGCUAAUGGGUCUAACUCAAACAGUUCGGACCCUGUAACUCGUGUAAGGAAUCUGCUGUUUCGUCGAAUGCUGGUGGGAAUUAGAGAUGGACGGUUUUUCUUGGGCACCUUCCACUGCAUUGACAAGCAAGGAAACAUCAUUCUCCAAGAUGCUGUGGAGUAUCGUAGCACCCAACGCUCCUCCCCUUCUCCCAUGGAACAGCGGUGCCUCGGUCUUAUUCUCAUCCCUUCCUCUUGCCGUUUUAGGAAUUGAGAGCAAUUGUCAUUGCUAAAAUUUUAGGAAUUGAGAGCAGUUCUGAAUUUCAUAAAUUAUUUUCCCAAAUCAAUGUAGAAGAAAUGAGACGUUACCCCUACGAUUUUUGUGUGAAAUGAUAUGAUGAAUGACAGAAACGGACAUGAUUUUGCAGGCA
Messenger RNA from Juglans microcarpa x Juglans regia, 1008 nucleotides. RefSeq lists its product as uncharacterized. Gene Ontology annotation, cellular component: NatC complex. Bases 558 to 851 code for a protein of 97 amino acids. The transcript has 3 exons. The record is from RefSeq and is a predicted model, not a curated record. Lineage: Eukaryota; Viridiplantae; Streptophyta; Magnoliopsida; Fagales; Juglandaceae.